Molecule: messenger RNA, 408 nt
Organism: Lactuca saligna
Lineage: Eukaryota; Viridiplantae; Streptophyta; Magnoliopsida; Asterales; Asteraceae
Source: the annotation of a GenBank genome assembly
AUGUGGGCUUUUGAUCCUGAAUGGAAUAUGUGGGUUGUUAAGAGGAAUUCUGGUGUUUCUGAGUAUUACAAAAGUGUUCAUGAUUUUAACUCAUGGACUAAAGUGGAUCUUGCUGAACUUUCAAGCGCCCCAUUCCAUAACCCUUCAGAAGAUCCAAGCACGUCAAACUUCAAAAGAUUUCUUGACAGGCAGGUCAAGGAAAACUUCUCUAGAAUGAUAUCUGCAAGAGCCUUAUACAGAAAAGAUAAGGAAAUUAUGGAUCCUAAAUCAGGUGAGCCUAUGAAGAUUAUCAUAUGGCCAACAACGAAACAGCAGAAGGAAAACCUAUCCCUCAACACUUUCGUGAGGUAUAUCUUGAUAAUAUGGAAUUAUGGGCGUACGAUGAUGAAAUUGUCAAUGCUGCCAUAA